AUGCCACCAGCACACAAAAACCAGGCCUUGAGGCCAGAGAACGUGCUCAAAAGAGCCGAAGACCUUAUUGGUGUCGGUCAGAAGGAUGCAGCCCUCGAGGUUCUUUACGAGAUGAUCACCUCCAAGAGAACUAGAUACUUGCCAGUGGAGGACUUGGAGCCCAUUGGACUUUUGCUUAUCGAGUUGGCUGUUCACUUCAGAAAGGGCAAGGUUGCCAAGGAUGCCUUGCACCAGUACAAGAAGAACGUGCAGAUGCUGGAGAACGGUUUGGAAUCUGUUCAAGUCAUUGUGAGAAAGUUCAUUGAAUUGGCUGAGGGUAAGUUGAACGAAGCCCAGGCCAAGGCAGACAUCAAGAUGGACCAGGAGGACGACGAUGAUUUGGAAACCUCGCAAACCCCAGAGUCCAUUUUGUUGUCAGCUGUGCUGAACACCGAUUCUGCUGAUAGAACCGAGAGAGAGUUGGUGACCCCAUGGUUGAGAUUCUUGUGGGAGGCUUACCGUGCCGUUUUGGACAUCUUGAGAAACAACUCCAAAUUGGAGGUGACCUACUCUGCUAUCGUGAACCAGGCGUUCCAGUUCUGCUUGCGUUUCAACAGAAAGGCUGAGUUCAGAAGACUCUGUGAGUUGUUGAGAGCCCACAUGCAAUGGGUGACUACCAAUGCUCCAGGCAAGACUACCGGUACCAACGUGAACGCUGUGGAUUUGUCUGACUCUGAGACCGUUCAGCGUUACUUGGAGCAGCGUUUCUCCCAGUUGAACAUUUCCGUCAAAUUGGAGUUGUGGCAGGAGUCUUUCAGAUCCGUUGACGAUGUUCACACUUUGAUCACCGCUUCUAAGAAGACCCCAAAGCCAGUGAUGAUGGCUAACUACUACGAAAACUUGGCCAGAAUCUUCGCCGUUUCUGACAACACUUUGUUCCACGCCGCUGCAUGGAACAAGUUUUUCAACUUGUUCUCGCAGUCUCCUAAUGCUACUGACAAAGAGUUGAGCUACUAUGCUUCUGUCCUUGUGUUGUCGACCUUGUCGAUUCCAACUAAGUCGUUGAACAUCAACGAGACCGUUGUUGACGACCAGAAGGCCAAGCACGCAAAAUUGACUUCUUUGUUGAACUUGAGUCAGGUGCCCACCAGAGACAGCUUGAUCUCUGCCAUCGAGAACAAAAACAUCUUGAAAUUCGUCGACCCUGCUGUCAAGGACUUGUUUGAGAUCAUGAGUGACACCGAGUUCCACCCAUUGACCGCUAAGGACAAGGUUGCUGGCGUUUUCCAGAUCAUCAAGGACGACAAGGCAUACAGCAAGUACAUCCCCACUUUGACUGAGGUGGUGGCCAUUCGUUCGUUCCAGCAGGUUUCUCAGAUCUACGAGGCUGUCAAGUUGGACUUUUUGGUUUCUUUGGGUAUCAUCGAGGGUACCGACUACACCUUGUCUGAGUUGGAAGUUGAAGACAUGAUUGUUAACGCCGUGAAGAAGGGCCACUUGUUCUUGACCAUUGACCACGAGUCUCAGGUCGUGACCUUCGAGUCCAACCCAUUCGAGGACUCUUACACCGACUCCCUUUCGUCCAAAUUGCAAGCCACCCCAGCCGAGUUGGUCAGAACUCAAUUGUCCAAGUUGGCAUCCGUGUUGGCCCAGUCUCGUGACGUUAUUGACCCACACUACGAGGCCCGCCAGGAACAGAGACGUGAAGUUGCAUUGAAGAACGCCAUUUCCGACUUUGUCAGAGAGCAGGAGCUGAUUGCCGACAGAGUGAAGGUGUUGGAGGAGCGCAAGAAGAUUGCCGAGAAGCAAAGACGUGAGGACGAAGAGAGAGCCGCCAAGGCCAGACAGGAGAAGUUGAUUGCCGACCAGAAGGCCGAACAGGAAAGAUUGGCCCAGGAGCAGGAGAGAAAGAACUUGGAGCGCUUGGAAAGAGAGAAGAAGGCUAUUGCCGACAGCAACAAGAGAAAGAUUGCCGAGGAGAUCAACGCCAAGGGUAUCAUCAAGAUCGACUUGGACAACUUGGAGAACUUGGACACGGACAAGUUGCGUGCCAUGCAGAUCGAGCAGUUGAACAAGGACAGAAAGAACUUGGAGGAGAAGAUGAAGGUCGUGUUCAAGAAGGCGGACCAUCUCGAGAGAGCCUACAGAAAGCACGAGUUGAAGUUCUUGGCCGAGGAGGCUGCCACACAGAAGGAGAGAGACAUCAAGGCUCACGAGGAGCUCACUCGCAGCAGAAUCGAAAAGGCCCGCAAGGAGCACGAGAACGCCAAGGCAUUGAAGGAGCGUUUGAACCGUGUGGUUCCCGACUACUCUACUUUCAAGAAGCAGAUCGACGAGCAAAACGCUGCCAAGUUGGCUGAGUUGAGAGAGGAGGCCAAGGCCGCUUUCGAGCAGGCCAAGCGCGAGCGUAUUGAGAACGUCAAGCAGCAGAGAAUCGAGGAGUUGAGACUCAGAAGAGAACAAGAGCAUCAUGCCGCCGAGGAGGCCGCUCGUAAGCAGGCCAGAGAGGCCGAGAUGGAGAAGUUCCGUGAGGAAAUGAGAAUUCAGAAGGAAAAGGAUGCCGAGUUGGCCCAAAAGAGAGCCGCCAUGGAGGCCGAGAUGGCCCAACAGGCUCCUUCCGCUGCUCCAAAGACCUAUGCUCCACCUCGCCAGGCCGCUGGUCAGCAAGCUUACACCCCACCUCUGCGCCAGGCAAACUACACACCUCCAGUUCGCCAAGCUUCUCCUGCUGCUCCACCUCCAGCAGAGGCUCCUGCUGCCGACAAGCCAUUGACGUUUGCCCAGAGAAUGAAGUUGAAGAGAGAGGGCAAGCUUGCCUGA
Messenger RNA from Candidozyma duobushaemuli, 2799 nucleotides. RefSeq names its product translation initiation factor eIF3 subunit a (gene RPG1A). Gene Ontology annotation, biological process: formation of cytoplasmic translation initiation complex; translation reinitiation. NCBI's taxonomy places the organism in Eukaryota, Fungi, Ascomycota, Pichiomycetes, Serinales, Metschnikowiaceae. Gene Ontology annotation, cellular component: eukaryotic translation initiation factor 3 complex, eIF3m; multi-eIF complex; eukaryotic translation initiation factor 3 complex, eIF3e. The transcript has a single exon. The record is from RefSeq and is a predicted model, not a curated record. The coding region runs from base 1 to 2799 and encodes 932 amino acids. Gene Ontology annotation, molecular function: mRNA binding; translation initiation factor activity.